Messenger RNA from Triplophysa dalaica, 8771 nucleotides. RefSeq lists its product as uncharacterized. The coding region runs from base 335 to 8308 and encodes 2657 amino acids. Gene Ontology annotation, biological process: transmembrane transport; DNA integration; monoatomic ion transport. The transcript has 21 exons. Gene Ontology annotation, molecular function: nucleic acid binding; protein binding; monoatomic ion channel activity. Gene Ontology annotation, cellular component: membrane. Lineage: Eukaryota; Metazoa; Chordata; Actinopteri; Cypriniformes; Nemacheilidae. The record is from RefSeq and is a predicted model, not a curated record.
AGAGACUCUUAAUUUGAAGGGCUUUGUCUCGCCGGAAAUUUCCUGUUUCACAGGUUUUGUUAGUAGUGUGAAGAGGCUAGCGGGAUUUACUCAGUUACAUUUCAGUGUUCUGCAUGUAUUCAAGACUGUAAACGCCACAGAGGCAACGUCUUUUCACUCUGACCUUGUAAAAUGAUAAAAAGAGCCACAGUAAAGAGCAUCUAAAACUUACUACGACUCAAGUAUUCAUUUAAGAGGAAGAGUUUAGCUAGUUGUAUAGCUGCAGUUGCUACAGUGCAGUGAGGACAACAUAGUGAAAAGACGUUAAAAGGCUGGCGUCAUACAACGUGCUAAGAUGGAAGUUAAACGAAGUGACAAGAUUUCUGCAGGCAGUAAAAUAAGUUUGCGGUCAUCCGCAACAUCCGCUAGCUCGUUAACACGUGCACGAGCCAAAGCGGAGGCGGCUAAAACACGUCUUGCGUUCGCUGAACAAGAAGCUAAAGCUAAAAUAGAAAGAGCUGCUAAGGAAGCAGAGAACCAAAGAGAAAAGGCUGACAGAGAAGCUACAUAUCAGCUGGAAAAAGCAAAGAAUGAUGCCGAGCUAGAAGCGCUUACUAUUCGCAGAGAGGCAGCAAUGGCGGAAGCGGAAGCAGCAGUGUGGGAAGCGGCAGACGCUACAGAAAAUUACGUGGCGUUAAGUGAAGUAAGCCCAUCAGAAGAGGAUAAAAUGGAACGGACAGAAGAAUACAUCACAGCUCACUUCAUCCCUCAAUCACAUAAAGGCCACCUUUCUACUGACUCCCCAGCUCAUGCAGCCAUUAAAGCUAGCCAGUCACCAAGUCAGCCUCCAGGUGCGUACGUUUCACCAUCAGUCAAGAUAGAAAACCAGGCUCCGCAUGGAGAAUCUGACAGGCAAAAGGACUCCAUGACAAGCCACACCAACUCUAACAGGUCGACACAGCCCUUCUAUCCCCAUGGGGCACCUACAGCUUCCCACAGUGGACCCACGACUGAACACCUGGCACAGUACUUAGCUCGUCGAGACCUGGUGAGUUCAAGUUUAUAUCAAUUUGACGAUCAACCUGAACAUUAUCGUGCUUGGCAGUCAUCGUACAACAGUGCCACUCAAGGGCUAGGCCUCACAGCUACUGAGGAAUUAGACUUAAUGACAAAAUGGCUUGGUAAAGAAUCCAGCAACCAUGUCAAACGUCUACGGUCAGUGUACAUAACUAACCCUUUCAUAGCACUAACGAAGGCCUGGGAACGCCUCCAGGAAUGUUAUGCAGCACCUGAAAUAAUCGAAAAGGCGCUCUUCGAACGGCUUGAAAAUUUCCCAAGAGUUUCAGGAAAAGAACACGUGAAGCUACGAGAACUAGCAGACUUGUUAAUGGAAGUACAGUGUGCCAAGGAGGACGGCUAUCUCCCAGCUCUCUACUAUUUGGAUACUGCACGCGGCAUUGAACCUAUAGUUGCAAAACUGCCUUAUGGGCUUCAAGAGAAAUGGAUUUCAGUCGGUUCAAAGCACAAGGAAGGAAAUAGGGGACAGUUUCCUCCAUUUGAAUUCUUCAGCGAGUUUGUGUGCAGUGAAGCUCGUAAAAGAAACGACCCUAGCUUUGCUAUUCCAGGUACUAGCAGCUUGCCUGCGAGGUCUGAAAAAACAUUCUUCAAAGGCACUAAGUACCCUAUUUCGGUCCACAAGACAGACAUCGCCUCAACAAGCCCUGGCAUAAACAAAGGUGUCAUUGACCUGAACAAAAGCUGCCCAAUACAUGGCAAGCCACAUCCUCUCAAGCGCUGCAAAGCCUUCAGAGCCAAAAAGCUGGAGGAAAGAAGGGCCUUUCUCAAAGAAAAAGGAAUCUGCUUCAAGUGUUGUGGCUCAACUACUCACCUCGCUAAGGACUGUCCUAACGCAGUUAAGUGUUUGGAGUGCGAAAGCACAUGGCACGACUCUGCCAUGCACCCAGGCCCUUCACCUCAAGUCAAAGCCCCCUCAAAUCCACCACACAACGGCGGGGAGGAGGAAGAAAGCAGCAUCACUAAUGCGGUUGUUAACUCAAGCUGCACCGAGGUCUGCGGCACGGGAAACAUCGGCUGGUCAUGUUCCAAGAUAUGCCUUGCUAAACUAUAUCCUAAAGGUCAACCAGACAAAGCUAUCAAGGCCUACACGUGCUCAGGAAUAGUGGAAACAUAUGGGCGCAGGGCUGAAGACUUUGUGGUCGAGUCACUUGAUGGAACGGCCACGAUCCCUCUCCCACCACUUAUUGAGUGCAAUGGAAUACCCAACAAUCGGUCCGAAAUCCCAACCCCUAAGGCAGCUCAUCAUCAUCCACAUCUUGUCAAGGUAGCAGAGCACAUCCCAGAGGUCGACCCUAGUGCCGAGAUCCUCCUGUUACUUGGUAGAGAUGUAAUAAGGGUGCACAAAGUUCGGGACCAAGUCAAUGGCCCUCAUAAUGCCCCUUUUGCCCAACGUUUAGACUUAGGAUGGGUGCUAGUUGGAGAAGUCUGCUUGGGGAAUGCACACAAGCCUACAGUCAACAUCUUCAAGACAACUGUGCUUAGCAAUGGCCGGCCCUCCCUACUCAAUCCCUGUAAAAACCUCUUGCACAUCACAGAAAAGGUGCAUCACGGUGGAGAAGCAAGAGAGAGGUUUUCAGAGACUAGCAAGUCUGCAGAAGAAACGUUGGGGCAAACUGUUUUCAGUCACACUGAACAGGACCACAAGCUGGCAUCUUCAAUCGAAGACGACAUCUUUCUGAAACUAAUGGACAAAGAGGUUUACAGAAAUGAGUCAAAUAGCUGGGUAGCUCCUCUCCCAUUUAAGCAACCUAGACAACGCUUGUCUAACAACCGAGAACAAGCAGUCAGGCGCUUCGCAUCACUCCAACAUAGCUUGAAUAAGAAGUCAGAGAUGCAACAACAAUAUGUUGCUUUCAUGGGCAAAAUGUUGGAGAACGACCACGCAGAGGCAGCUCCACUACUAGGAGAGAAUGAAGAAUGCUGGUACCUGCCCACCUUUGGAGUCUACCAUCCUCGAAAACCUGACCAAAUAAGGGUGGUAUUCGACUCAAGUGCCAAACACUUAGGUGUGUCUCUCAACGAUGUACUCCUUACAGGUCCUGACCUCAACAAUUCCCUCCUUGGAGUUUUGAUGCGGUUCCGGAAAGAAAAAGUUGCUAUCGUGGCAGACAUACAGCAGAUGUUUCACUGCUUUUUGGUGCGAGAGGACCACAGAAACUAUCUGAGAUUCCUGUGGUACAAAGACAACGAUACAACAAAAGAAAUCAUAGACUACAGGAUGAAAGUUCAUGUUUUCGGCAACAGCCCAUCCCCUGCUGUGGCCAUCUACGGACACAGAAGAGCUAUCAGAGAAGGCGCAAAAGAACAUGGGACUGACACAGUUGACUUCGUGGAGCGCCAUUUCUAUGUGGAUGACGGCCUUCGUUCCGUGCCGACUGAUGCCGAAGCUAUCGACCUGUUACGCAGAACACAGACAUCACUGGCUGAAUCAAACCUCAGGCUCCACAAGUUUGCCUCAAACAGCCAAGCAGUCCUGGAAGCUUUUCCAUCCGAAGACUGUACUACAAUCGCGAAAGGUGUGGACUUAGGUGGAGAGGGUGCACCCGCUCAACGCAGUCUAGGUCUCCUGUGGGAGAUAGAAAGCGACACAUUCACCUUCUCUGUUGGAAACGACACCAAGCCAUUUACUCGCCGUGGUGUCCUCUCCACGGUAAAUAGUGUUUUUGACCCCUUGGGUUUCCUGGCCCCCGUCACAAUCCAAGGCAGACUCCUCCUCCGGAAACUCACCACCGAGCUGUCCGAGUGGGACGUACCUCUACCUGAAGAUAAAUUCAGCAAAUGGAAAGCUUGGCAGGACUCACUUCAGGAGCUGAGACACCUUCACGUACCACGGACAUACACAGCAGCUUCGCUAGAAAAGGCAGUGCAUACAGAGCUCUGUGUGUUCUCGGAUGCUUCGAUCAAAGCCAUCGGCGCAGUGGCGUACUUGAAGGCCGUACAAGAAGAUGGACAAGCUCACAUUGGAUUCGUCAUGGCCAAGUCAAAACUUGCACCUAAGUCGGAACCAACUAUCCCAAGACUCGAACUUUGCGCAGCAGUCUUAGCAGUGGAAAUGGCAGACCUGAUUCAUGACGAACUAGAUUUUAAGCUGGAUUACACAAAGUUUUACACCGACAGUAAAGUGGUCCUUGGUUAUAUCCAUAACGAAUCCAGACGAUUCUAUGUCUACGUCCAUAAUAGAGUUCAGCGCAUUCGCCAAACCACAAAACCUGAACAAUGGCACUACGUGCGCACAGAAGAUAAUCCUGCUGACCAUGCAUCAAGGUCUAUCUCUGCCUCAUUCCUGGCACAGACAACGUGGUUAAAAGGACCUAACUUCCUGCUCAACCCUCUUCACAAACCAGAACCAGUUGGGUCAUUUGAUUUGGUCAAACCAGAACUGGACACAGAUAUCCGUGCACAAGUGAGAAGCUAUGCCACAAAGCUGCAAGAGAAAAGCCUUAGCACAGAGCGCUUUCUAAGAUUCUCCAGCUUCGACAGUCUCGUUCGAGCUAUAGCACUCCUCAUUCACAUUGUAAGGUCCUUUAAGCUAUCUAAAAACACGGACAAGUGUAAGGGGUGGCAUAAAUGUGAUCUGUCUCGUACCCCAGAUGAACUAUCGCUAGCGAAGGAAGUCAUCAUUGCAGCUGUUCAGAGGAGAGCCUUCUCAAAGGAAUUUGAAACUUUGACCGAAAAUAAGUCAAUCCCUCUAAACAGCAGCCUUCAACGCCUCAGUCCAACCUUGCAGAACAAUCUCAUUUGCGUUGGAGGCCGACUGAAGAACGCUAACCUGGACAUUGGAGAGAAGAACCCCAUAAUCCUCCCAAAGGAUAACCACAUUUCCCUGUUGCUCGUCAGACACCAUCACGCUGAGGUCAAACAUCAAGGCCGUCACCUGACAGAAGGAGCCAUCAGAGCAGCAGGACUAUGGCUCCUGGGAGGAAAAAGGCUCAUCAAUUCAGUCUUACACAAAUGUAUUACCUGCCGCAAACUAAGAGGCAAAGUACAAGAGCAACGCAUGGCAAAUUUGCCUCAAGAGCGCCUCCAAACCUGCCCUCCCUUCACAUAUGUGGGAUUGGAUGUCUUUGGACCCUGGUGCAUUACCACCAGACGAACAAGAGGAGGACAAGCUGAAAGCAAGCGGUGGGCCAUAUUGUUCUCCUGUAUGAGCUCCAGAGCCGUGCACAUUGAGGUCAUUGAGUCAAUGGACACCUCAAGCUGUAUUAAUGCUCUAAGGCGUCUUUUUGCCAUAAGAGGACCCGCCAAACAACUACUAUCUGACCGCGGCACAAACUUCAUAGGAGCAUGCCGUGAACUGGGAAUGGGCGCUGUUCAGAGGUAUCUAAACCAACAAGGGUGCUCAUGGGAAUUCAACCCUCCUCAUGCCUCACACAUGGGUGGUUCUUGGGAACGACUAAUUGGGGUGGCACGAAGAAUCCUGGACUCUAUGUUUCUCGAACAGCACACUCGGUUGACCCACGAGGUUUUGUGCACGCUAAUGGCGGAAGUGACAGCUAUUAUAAAUGCAAGGCCACUGAUUCCAGUCUCAAACGAUCCUGAAGAUCCUUUCAUCUUGUCACCAUCAAUGCUCCUAACCCAAAAAACUGGACUUCCACCUCCACCAGGAGACUUCACAGAUAAAGACCUCCUCACCAAGCAGUGGAGACAAGUACAAGCUCUUGCCAACAAAUUCUGGAAUCGUUGGAGUCGAGAGUAUCUGCCAACCUUGCAGCGUCGCAAGAAAUGGACCAAAUCUCACCAAAACCUGCAAGUGGGAGAUAUCGUCCUUCUCAAACAAAGUGAAGCUACCCGCAACAACUGGCCCAUGGCUAUGAUCACAAAGGCCUUCUCCGGAGACGACGGAAGGUCAGUGAGGUCCAUCAUUGGUUCUCCAGCUUCAGUUGCAUCAUUUAGAGAUGUGGGCCGGUCAGUUGCACAACUGGCGCUCUAUGCAAGAGGCCGCUGGAAACACGUCACCCGCAAGUGUGUGAGGAAGAAACCUACAGAGGAAAGCAUUAACAACAAAUACAAGGGUCUGGCCUUGGAUGAAGAUGCCGUGGAUGGACCCAACAACAAAAAUCAGCUUGAUAAAACACUGCUGGAUCACUUUCGAGCUCUGGCCACCAGCAAUAAAGACACAGAUGAGGUGGACCUUCAGUUUCUGAACAAUGUCCUCACACAUGGUGCCAACCCCAACACAACAGAUAAAUACGGCCAAACAGCCCUGCACGAGAUAUCCCGGGCGUGGAAUGUGGAUGUGAUGCGUUUUUUCUUAGACAGAGGGGCUGAUUUUCAAAGCGCCGAUGGUUUUGGAGUCACACCUCUUCAUGUGGCUGCAGCUCUGGAUUAUGAAGAGAUGACACAGUUCCUGUUAGAAAGAGGAGCUGAUAUUGAAGCUCGCACACAGAAAGGCAAGCACACCCCGCUGCACUUUGCAGCUAAGAAUGAUGCUGUUGGGUCAGUUGGAUUGUUGCUUCAGAAUGGGGCUGACAUCGCCGUGCAAGACUAUAAAGGGAGAACGCCGCUACAUCUGGCUGCUAACUUCGAUCGAAGCGAGGCGGCGCGUUUGCUGCUGGGGUUUGGAGCUGAUGCUGGGGUGCAGGAUUCUGAAGGCCAGCUCUGCAUCACUGCCAUGAUUGCUAAAAUGAGCCCUGUGGCUGAUCUGGCGAUGAGUCAGUUCCAUGUAAAAGACCGAAUGACCCGAAAGCAGUUCUACUACCUUCAUCUCAUAGAGCCACAGACAGUCAACAAGGACGACACUAAAGCUUCUGAUCCAUCUUCACCGCUGGAGUUGAUUGUGAAUCAGUGUAAACUGGAUCUCAUCAUGCACCCUGUGGUGCUCAAACUCAUCACUGUCAAAUGGAACUUGUAUGGCAGAACGGGUGCCUGGAUACUCUUACUGCUUAACUUCCUAUUUAUUGUGUCCUGGACAACAGUCGCCAUAUCUGUGUCAGAAAGUCAUGAGGAAGGAGAUCGCUAUGUUCUCCCUCAGGACUGGUGGCGUGUGUUGUUGGUGGUUUUGGCACUGGUGUUGACGGUGACUGAGGUGUACAGGGAAGUGAUGGAGAUUGUGCGGUCACACAGAAAACUCCAGCACUGGAAGCGCUGGGCUGUGCAGAAAGUCAAUGAGGACCUGAGCUGCUCUCACCCAAUGUGGCCUGAGGAAUGUAUUUACCUAGAAGGACAAAUUAAGUUAAUUCGAAACCUGAAAGGAACCUACUCUCAGAACCCAUGGAAUAUCUUUGACUGGCUUGUGUACGUGCUGUUACUUUCAGUCCUGGGCAUCCACUUUGCAGAUGUAUUUCUGAUGUCCAACUCCCUUCGACAGAACAGUCUUCGGCUGUUUGCAGUUUCCAUUAUUUUCCUUUGGUUGCGUCUGAUGAAACAGGUCCGAGCCUUUAGGGCUAUGGGUCCCUUCAUCGUGAUGCUAGGAAAGAUCGCAGGAGAUGUGUUGCGAUUCCUCUUUCUGUAUAUAGAGAUCUACAUCCCAUAUGCUUGUGCUUUCUGGAUCAUAUUUGGAGGCUUAUCUAAGGUGCCGAGCAUGGAGACGGUUCCUCAGCUUUUCUACAGCCUGUAUCGCAUCACUCUGGUGGAUGAAUAUGAAUUUGAUGCCAUGUUGGGUGUAGACGCAGUAAUGGCUUACCUGCUGUGUGGAUCAUUUCUGGCCCUUUCGGCUAUUCUGUGUGUUAAUCUGCUGAUUGCUCUCCUUUCUGACACCUUUCAAAGGGUGUAUGACAACGCAUUGGCCAAUGCCGUGAUGCAACAAGCAGCUAUCAUAUUGCAGAUAGAGGAAUCCAUGCCUUGUCUGAGGCGUUUCUAUGACAACCAGUACAUCCACCGCCAUUGUGCACCGCUCGGAGAAUACUACGACGAUGAUGUCACCACUGACCCAGAUCACUAUGCUGACAUGAAGAAGCUUACAGAACAGAUCAAGGAUACACUCGAUGAAUAUCUGAACAUCCAAAAAGAGACAAUAGCUCCUCGGUUAUCCUCUGAAGAUGCCAGAGAAGCAAAAAGAGGGAGAGGAGCCACACCUCUAGAGGAUGAAGAACAUCUUAAAACUCUUCACAGACUUGAGAAGGACCAGCAGAAGCACAGGCAGGACCUGAGUGAGCUGAAGUCUGACGUGAAGGAGCUUCACAGUUUGUUGCUUCAGCUGAUACAGAACCGGUCAAAGUCAUCUCCUGGUGAUGACAUGCAGCCUGCAGUUGACACUAGAAAAACCUCUGAAACUGGAAAUACAGAUGUCAAUAAUGAAUCUGGGCCUUAUUAGUAGCGAGCCCCACAAAAUGCUUUGACAUGACUUAAUGUUGAUAAAGUGGCAACUCAAAAUCCCUGCUGAGUGUUCUGACAAUGCCAAAGCUGUUAUGUAGGAAUUUGUUUACAGAAAACAAAUUUAAUAAGUUAAUAACUACAAUUUUUGUUGUUAUGUAUAUAUAUGUGUGUGUGUGUGUAUGUUUGUUAAGUUAUGUAUAAUGAAAUAUUGUUAAAAUAUAUGGGAUUAUAAUUUUGGUUGGUGCCUUACCCAAAUUUAUUUAUGGACCAAACAUUUUUUGACUAAUUUUAUGAAUAAUUUACCUUUUUGUUCCAUGGAAAAGAGACAUAAGACAUAUUUAACCAUAGUUAACAUGCCUCAAAAACGAGUCUGUGAAUUAUUAACAUUUUGUUGAAACGCCUGUAUAGUAUGGAAGCAUAUGUGGUGCAAAAUUCAAUUUGCAAUGUAAUAUGCAAAAUGG